AAACCUAAACUAUACAGUGUCUGAUUCGCCAGACCCACCUUCCCGCUCUUUUCUGAGUCAGCCAGAUUCCACUACUAAUUUGUGCUUUCCGCCAAUCCCUUCUUCCUCUCUCCGAAGCCCUAAUUGCUGAAGAUCACCCCCAGCCCCCAACGCUAUCUCCUCUCUCGAAUCUCUUUCUCAGUUUCUCGUCACUCUCUCCGACGACCUCAAGCUCUCCCUUCCCUGCGCUCGCUUCUCCCGCGGCAGAAGCAGACGGAACCGCGUCUGGUCCCUCGGCUGGUGGUGGUCGUUGUCUUCUUGCUUCUCACGGUCUCUGUCUCGCACCUGGUCUCGAUCUCUCCCUUCCCUGCGCUCCUCGUCGCCGGUAGCAGAGGCAACAGAUCCCGGUUCGCUGGUCUUCGUUGUCGUCUUCUUGUUCGAGCCUUGCCGUCAGCUUCUCCCUCGCCAUCAGUUUCUCCUUCGACAUCAGCUUCCUUCGCGCAACCCGAUUUGGGUUUCUAUAUGGUCCUGAACAAUUCUUGAAGCCCACUCAGAGAGCCAACUUUAUCCUUGAGAAAAUGUCUGCACCAUCAUCAUUGAUAGAGUCUCUAGUUCUUCGGCUCCAUGAGAUCUCAGCUGUCAAAUUUGGCAACUUCAAGCUCAAAUCCGGCAUCUCCUCACCAAUCUACAUAGAUCUCCGCCUCAUCAUUUCUUACCCUUCCCUUCUCCAGCAAAUAUCCCAAACCUUGAUUUCUGCUGUUUCAUCCACUACAUUUGACCUCGUAUGUGGGGUCCCUUAUACGGCCUUACCUAUUGCGACUUGUGUCUCUCUGGCACAGAACAUUCCCAUGGUAAUGCGUCGCAAGGAAAUCAAAGACUAUGGCACUUCUAAAGCCAUUGAAGGUGAUUUCAAGGCUGGCCAAAGUUGCUUAAUAAUUGAGGAUUUAGUUACCAGCGGCACAUCUGUUUUGGAAACAGCCGCACCUCUUCGUAAUGCGGGUUUGAAGAUCAGUGAUGCUGUUGUUUUGAUAGAUAGAGAGCAAGGUGGAAGGGAGAAUCUGGAGGAGAAUGGCAUCAAGCUGCACUCAAUUAUCAAAUUGACUGAGAUGGUGAAAAUUCUGAGGGAUCACGGGAAGCUUGAGGAAGAGACAGUUAGGAAUGUUAUGAGAUUCUUAGAUGAAAAUAAGAAGGUUGCUGCUUUGACAAAGCUGGAGAAGCCCGCAACCAAAGUUAAGGCUUUGUCAUUUUUGGAGAGGGCUAAGUUGUCCAAGAACCCAACAGGAAAGAAGUUGUUUGAGAUAAUGGCAGUGAAGGAGAGUAACCUAUGUUUGGCUGCAGAUGUUGGCACAGCAGCUGAAUUGCUUGAAAUUGCCGAGAAGGUUGGACCUGAGAUAUGCUUGCUGAAGACUCAUGUUGAUAUUUUGCCAGAUUUCACUCCUGAUUUUGGUUCUAAGCUUCUCUCGAUUGCAGAGAAACAUAACUUCUUGAUCUUUGAGGAUCGUAAAUUUGCUGACAUUGGUAACACAGUAACCAUGCAAUAUGAAGGAGGGAUCUUUCGUAUAUUGGAUUGGGCCCAUAUAAUAAAUGCUCAUAUAAUCUCUGGUCCUGGAAUUGUGGAUGGAUUAAAAUUGAAGGGCUUGCCUCGUGGCAGGGGUCUAUUGCUGCUUGCUGAAAUGAGUUCAGCUGGUAACCUUGCCAAGGGAGAUUAUACUGCUGCUGCACUGAAAAUUGCCGAGGAUCACUCUGACUUUGUAAUUGGCUUCAUCUCAGUCAAUCCAGCAUCGUGGCCAGGGUCACCGAUAAAUCCUUCUUUCAUUCAGGCAACUCCUGGUGUUCAAAUGGUAACUGGUGGCGAUGCAUUGGGGCAGCAAUAUAACACUCCAUAUUCAGUUGUUCAUGAUAGGGGCAGUGACAUUAUCAUCGUUGGCCGUGGCAUCAUCAAGGCAGCGAAUCCUGCCGAGGCAGCUCAUGAAUACCGUCUUCAAGGAUGGAAUGCAUACUUGGCAAAGUGCACUUGAAGGAUCUAUGUCAACAAUAAAAGGAUGGACUAAAUGUGGUUUUUUUGUGCUAACCAUAUUUCAACACUAAAGGAAGAGCCAAAACGCACUUUUAAGGUUGUCUUCGAACAGUAAAAAAAAUUGUGUUCUUGUUUGUGCUAA
Molecule: messenger RNA, 2138 nt
Organism: Arachis duranensis
Lineage: Eukaryota; Viridiplantae; Streptophyta; Magnoliopsida; Fabales; Fabaceae
Product: uridine 5'-monophosphate synthase
Exons: 7
Coding region: 558-1997 (479 amino acids)
Biological process (GO): 'de novo' pyrimidine nucleobase biosynthetic process; 'de novo' UMP biosynthetic process
Molecular function (GO): orotidine-5'-phosphate decarboxylase activity; orotate phosphoribosyltransferase activity
Source: RefSeq, a predicted model, not a curated record